GCCGCCGCAGGGCCACCCGGCCGGCGGCCCGCCCCACACCUUCCCCAUCAUGUGCCCGAUCCUGCCCGCCCAGCAGCUGCCCCCUCCCCACACCCCUCACCACAUGAUGGCCCAGGGCAGCAUGCAGCCCACCAUGCAGUACAUCCACCACCAUCAGCACCAAGUUGGCAGUCAACCCCAUCAUAUUCAAGUGAUCCUGCCUCACAACCAAUGAUGCGCAUGUGCAGCUUAGUAGAGAAGAUCGCUAAUUACAUAAAUAACCAUAUUUUAAGUCAGAAAGGUAAACAAGAAACCGUGCACUAAAGAAGGGCAACCGCUUUGUGGGAAGGCAGGUUUCUUGUUAGAUGUUGGGAGGAAAGAGGAUGAUCUGCAGCUUCUAAGAGGCGGAUAAGUCACCCUUGUUCCCUUCCUUGGAGGUUUUUCCUGGUUUCUCCCUUGGUUUGUUAUUUGUAAGUCUACAGAGCAUCCUUCUUAUUGUAGCAUCUUGAGCACAGUCAUAAAUUUAAUCUGCAGAAAUUUAAACAAUUAGUUGCUUCUAGCAAUUAUUUUCUUGGUCCUUUAUUUAGACUCGCUCGUGAAUGUAUGCUAUUAAUUUUUUUGUGAUUCUCUUGGUUAUUUAUUGGCAAUAGUGUGAGGUUACCAGAGCUCGUUAUCGAGUAUCUGAACGCAGUUAUGCAUGUAUUGCAAAAGGUAGUAUGCCUUUGCUCCUGAUAUUGAUCAUAUGUUUCUAACGACCACAUGAGGCCUUAGUGUUCAGUAGUGUAUUGUAUCAUGGCCUCUUAGUGAAGAGCAAGUACGUAGGAACUUGACAGAUUCACAGCAUGUCUGAAGGUACAUAAUCUGAGGAAGUAGCCAUCAUAUUUCCUUUUGAACCAGCUAUUUUUUUAUUGGUUGUUUCAUUUUUUAGGCUUUUAUAUAUACUCAUGAGUAUCACUGACUGAUGUUUGAAACAUCAUGUUUGCCUCAAACAUAGACACUUGUAGUUUAUGUCAAACCCAUAUGCUCCUCUGUAGCAGUAGAGCAUUAGUGCCAGAAAUCAUUUCUUUGUGUCUGUGAGGCAAAGCAUAGUAUCACUCAAGACUGAGUGUACUGGUGCUGGAUGAUGGUCUUUCUGAUUGUAUGCACACACUUUCUUCCACAUGUGCAAAUUCUAAUUGCCAUGUGAAUGACUAAAUUUAAGAAACCUAUAGCAAGAAAGGAUGCGCAGAUAUGGUUUAUAUGACUUAUCUUAUCAUCUCAUCAUAAUCACUUGUGAAAUUGAAGAGUUUUCACCAUCAUAAUACAAGCAAUAAUGUCAUUUGCAUAGAAUGUUAUUUUCAUGCAUGUCAAGUUCAGUGUAUGCUUUCUGUAAGCACCCACACAAUAAUUUGCUAUUUCAUCUGGAGUUAAGCAUCCUUUCACUUGGUAUUUAUUUAUCUGUGUCAAUAUUCUGGACCUGUCUAAAGGCAUAGAAGCAACACUAAAAGUAUAUAACAAAACUUGUUAUAUCAUUAAAAAUCCUAGUUCAUAGAUUGUCAUAUGUACUAUGUAGUCCAAAAUGACUGUUCCAAGAAAAAAAAUUAUCAGCAUCUAAGUUGUGUGUUGUUUUGUUGUUGUUGUUUUUUUUCUUCUUCUUCUUCUUUUGUUUGAGUGGAAGGAUGAGUGAGAAUGAUUGUGAUGAUAUUGUUGGGUUAUCUGGUAUAGCAUGAUUCUUUAUAAUAUGAAAAUGAACUAGUUCUGCUUGAAUGUUGUUGUUGUUGUUGUUAUUAUUUAGAUUGUGGGUUGUGUUUGUCUUUUGAUUGUAUGUUUCAGUGUAUGGUUCUGUGGGUUUUUAAGACUAAAUUUAAAAUGAUGUUAAUAAGUCUUGGUAUUGGUAUUCAAAAUUAUGAAACUUGUUGAAUUUCUUCAGCAGUUUAAUUGAACAUUUUUUUGGGGAAUAGGAAUAAAAAUAUAAUUUGGGUGCUUGCUGUUGAAUGCAGCAAUUUUAAAAUAUAUAAAAGUUAAAUUUGAAACAGAAAGCUGAAAUUAAGUGAAAUGUUUUUAGGGUCGUAAUGGCACACUUACUAUGAUUUCAUUCUGUUCAUUCUCAUGUUUAAAGAAAAGCACCAUGACAAUUUCAUAUUUGUUGAUUGUUGAGGGAUUUGUUGGUGUUGAAGAAUACGAAUUAGGAUGAUUAUAAAAAGAAAUUGUCACUGUGCUGUUGUGAGAGAACAUUUAAGGAUUGUUUGUAUACUCAUUUUGUGUUUGCAGCUGUCUGAAAGAUGUCUGCAUUGUUAAAGUCAUGAAUGUGAACUUUCAAGGGCAUGCAGUCUAAUGAUACAGAGAUGAAUUUUGUCAUUAUGUUUGUGACUGAUUUUGAAAGAAAAAAAUAAAUGCAACACUGCCUUUCCUCAAAGCAAGACCCAUUCUGCUUGUUGGUUGCUUCAGUUCUUGGCAGACUUAUUCCAUGGCUAAAUGAAGUUUGUAGACCAUGAAGGAUGAGCUGCUCACUAAAAGUUGAGUCUGUGACCGUAUAAAAUUGUUUCCUGGUCACAAUUUAGAGUACAUUUUAUAUUGAAAUUCCUCAAAAGAAAUAAAAGAAUAUGCACAGAUAUGGUUGUGCAUAUUCAUAUGUGGCAGUUCUGUAGUUUUAAUGCAUGUCAAUUCCUAACCUUUAUUAAGCAUUCACAAAUAGUUGUCAGCAUUUUUUAACGGAAGGAAUUUUGAUACCUAUCUUGUAUAGAUAACCUACUCUAGAGAGAUUAAGAAUAUUGCAAUAUGUGAUUAAAAGAGUAUUCACAGAGUUCAUACUCGAGAAAAGAACUCAUUUAUUUAAGGUCGCAUCAACUUCUAAAUCAUUAGCGACCACUAUUGUGUGUAAGGGUAUGGUGACUAUGAAGAUGACACGAUAUGAGGAUGAUAGGGGUGUGAAAGGACGAACACAAUACAACCAUGACUGAGGCAGGAAUUGAACCUGGGAUCCUUUGUUCCGAGACCACUAUGGCACUACUGCCUUAGUGAUCUCUGCCAUCCGGACCGGCAAAAGAACAUUUUGUGGGCAAUAUGUUAGUAUUGUUAAUGUUGUGGAACUGCAGUUGUUGAUUUUUAGAGCACAGCUUUGGUUGCAGCAUGUAGUUCCCAAAGAAUUUGAAAUGAAACAGAAAGUUUUUGUCUUCUAGAAACUUUCAAAAUAAAACUAAUGUUCAUUUGUUAAUAUGUUCUGUUGGUGGUGAGCUUAAUUUUUUCUUUUU
Molecule: messenger RNA, 3209 nt
Organism: Gryllus bimaculatus (two-spotted cricket)
Lineage: Eukaryota; Metazoa; Arthropoda; Insecta; Orthoptera; Gryllidae
Source: the annotation of a GenBank genome assembly